This is a messenger RNA of Apodemus sylvaticus (European woodmouse), 1567 nucleotides long. RefSeq names its product mucin 13, cell surface associated (gene Muc13). The coding region runs from base 1 to 1365 and encodes 454 amino acids. The record is from RefSeq and is a predicted model, not a curated record. The transcript has 12 exons. NCBI's taxonomy places the organism in Eukaryota, Metazoa, Chordata, Mammalia, Rodentia, Muridae.
AUGAAAGGCCUCCUGCUUCUCUCUCUUGGUAUCCUUUUGGUUAUCUCAGGUAGCUCAUCUCAGAAUGUUGGGACAACCCAGGCUUCUAGUAGUUCCAGCUCUACCACCACGGCACAGACUCCAACCACUGGUGGUUCACCUCAGCCCUCUGUGACAACUCAGCCUCCUGGUGGUGCCAGCUCUCCUGCCACGGGACAGACUCCAUCCACUGGUGGUUCAUCUCAGCCCUCUGUGACAACUCAGCCUCCUGGUGGUGCCAGCUCUCCUGCCACGGGACAGUCUCCAUCCACUGGUGGUUCAUCUCAGCCCUCUGUGACAACUCAGCCUCCUGGUGGUGCCGGCUCUUCUACGGUGACUAGCACAGGUAAGAGUGGUCCCAGUGAUCCUUGCAACCCUAACCCCUGUGAAGAACCUGCUUCUUGUUUUAAGCUGCACAGCAGCCACUUCUGCUUGUGUUUAGAAGGCUAUUACUACAGCAACUCUUCAUCACCGUCAUGUGUGAAAGGAAAGACAUUCCCUGGAGAGAUUAGCAUGAGUGUGACUGAAACAGCUGAACUGGAAGAUAAAAACUCUGUGAACUAUCAAAAGUUGCACAACUAUGUUGUCGAUUUUUUUGCAGAAACAUUCAAUCAGCCUGACUUUGGACAGACUAUAAUUCUUAAAGUGAGCACGACCCCUUCAAUGUCAGCAAGAUCUGCAAUGCAGGUCUAUGUAUCAGUAGUAAAUAUGUUUAGGGAAGACACUACUGAAAUCGAAUACACUGUAUCUCUUGCGAUUCACAAUGCAAUUGAGAAGGAUGACAUCGUGGAAAGCUAUUUCAGUCAAAAUUUGUGUGAUUAUUAUGGUUGUGUAAGGAAUGGCAGCUUUUGUGAGGAUGGUUUACAAUGCACAUGCAAACCUGGGCUGGAUAGGCUGAAUCCGCAGGUUCCUUUUUGUGUUGCUGCUGUAACAUGCUCUGAGCCCUGCAAUGCAGAGGACAAGAAGCAAUGUGUAAAGUCGAAUAGCGGACCACUGGAGUGUGUGUGCAUGCCGGGCUACCAGAGGGCAAGCGGGAACGGGAAUUGUGAAGAGUGUCCCUUUGGCUACAGCGGGGUGGACUGCAAAGACCAAUUUCAGCUGAUCCUCACCAUUGUGGGCACCGUGGGUGGAGCCCUCAUCCUCAUCUUGCUGAUUUCUUUUAUCGUCACCGUGAGGUCAAUGAACAAAAAGAAGAAAGUAGAAGAGCAGAAGCUGAAUGAGGAAGACCGUCAUAACUUACGACAAACCAGCUUCUCCAACUAUGGAGCAGACAACAGCAUCUUCCCCAAAGUCAGAACAGGAGUUCAGAAUCAGACCCCUAAUCCAGCAAAGCAUGCCCGGCGCUGACUGCUAGAAUGAUAAGAAUGUGGAGCUCUCCCUAGACAGCCCACACAAGCUGCAAUCUUAAGGACAAGGAGAAAUGGGCAGAGACAAAGUUUGACCUCUAGCAAUCCUCUGCACUGGUUGCCAACCCCUCUGGAUGAGGACCUGCAUGAAGAACACAGCUUGCUGAAGACACACCCAUCAAAUUAAAUGCACAUAGAGACUA